Oreochromis niloticus (Nile tilapia) is the source of this 7787-nucleotide messenger RNA. RefSeq lists its product as uncharacterized. NCBI's taxonomy places the organism in Eukaryota, Metazoa, Chordata, Actinopteri, Cichliformes, Cichlidae. Gene Ontology annotation, molecular function: nucleic acid binding. The record is from RefSeq and is a predicted model, not a curated record. The transcript is spliced from 2 exons. Gene Ontology annotation, biological process: DNA integration. The coding region runs from base 1030 to 7173 and encodes 2047 amino acids.
AUCGGAUAUCGGAGGGAAAUAAAAAAUGUAAUCGAUCCAUUAAAUAUUGUAAGUGUCACAGAAGUGGCUUAUGUAUAAGAACUUCAUAGAUGGUUCCAGCAGUUAAAAUGUUCUUGCUUGUAUAUUUCUGUGGAAUAUUGUAGAGGUGCAUUUAUCUUGUAUAGGAGACAUGUUUAUCUUGUCACAAAGAACAAGUUUUAUUACACCGCUAUUAUCGCGAGGUUUGGGGCGUGAUAAUAUAGACUGUGAGCCCACGUUUAAUAAUCACGCUAAGGAGUUCAGCGAGCUAUCUGCAAAGGCCUGGUUAGCUUACCAGCUGUACAAGGUAUUUGUCCUUUGCCAUAACUGUAUUGUAAUAUUGUGAAAAUUUGUUGUUUUAUUUGCUGUUCUAAUUAUUUUAUGGUUUAAUUUAGAAUGCGCAAGACUGUAAAGGUAUUCUUCUAGAACCUCCGAAGUGGCAGGCGGCCACGAGUUUUCACGGCGUUCAAUAAAUGCAGCGAAGCGCCCGUCUUGAAGAAGCCGUGCCUGUGUUGUCAUUUCGGAGUUACAGUGAAAACUCGCCCUAGCCAGUGCCGGUGAGAAGCUAAUUACGAAGACGGCAGCUGCAGAGAGAGUCGGUGAAGUGGAGCGACACAAGAGGGCGCCAUUGCAUAGGCUCACCGUUCUCAAGCAGCCAAGCACAGCAGCAACAACGUUACACAACUGGAGUAAGGUGGAAAUUAACAAAGGACAGUGUUAAAAGUAGAAUAAGAGUGGUUUAAGUCAAGUUUAAAGAGCCACAAUAAGUUUCUAUAACACAUUGUCAAAGUUGAUUUAAUUUCUACUGUACUUCAAGGUGAUGCUUUGUAGUUUGGUGAAUAGUGUACUUGCUUAAGGUCAAAGUUUGAGUAAGGUUUACAAGGUUCUUUAAGAAAAGGUGCACUUAAAGUAUACAGUAACAGUAACCCCAAAGUAACUUAAGUCACAAAUUUAAGAAGUAUUUGAAAUCUGAACACAGUGCGCUCAAUGACAUUUAACUAGACUCCCGAGAUGGUUGACAAAGAUCUCGAAGAGCACCAUGCUGUACCACUUACCGAAGUGGAAGAAAAUGAUGAUGAACAAAUUACAGAACUACAGACUGUUCGUAAAAGUGAAAGAGUAAGAACACUAACAGAAAAGGGUAAAGAGCUUCAAGAGAAGAAACUCAAAGGCCUUCAACACAGAUAUGCCGUUGUUUUUGAAAAAUGGAGAUAUGAAGCAAGAUUGAGCAAAGUAAUAUUAAGAAAUGAAGUUUCCGAGAGUGAAUUGAAUGAGCUCAUUAACAAUGUAAAUGUUGCCUGCAAAGAUGUACAAACCAUUUAUGAACAAAUACGGCAAAUACGAACUCCUGAUGCAGAUGAAAGACGCAAAGUGGAUGCAUGUACAUCACUUUCCUCGUUCAUUGUCAGAAGAGCUGAAAAACACCUACAAGGAGACCUUGCAGAUGGUGAUGAAGAGCCAUGGCCAGACGUUGGGUCGUGCUUAGGAUCUGACAGUACUAAAUCAAGGUCAAAGUCACGAAGGUCUAAAAGUAGUUCAAGCCAGUCAUACUCACAAACAAUCAAAAGAAUAGAAGCAGAGGCUGAGGCAGCUGCGUGUCAAGAAGUAUUAGCUGUAAUGGAGGACCAAGAAAGGGAAGCAGCUGAACUACAAAAGUUGGAACUUGAAACCUUGGAAAGGCAACAAACAAUGGAGGAGCAGCGCAGAAAGAUUGAACGCUUGGAAGAGGUUAAAAAAUUGAAUGCUGCAAGAGCUAAAGUAAAGGUUUACGCAGAAGCUGAGAGUAUUUCUGAAAGUCGUAGUUUAGUGCGCAGUAUCAAAACUGGGAGCGAAACCUCAGCAAUUCCUGCUCCACCACAAUUUCCCUCUCAAGCUCCAAAUACAAUCCAAGCCCAUAAUGCCACAAGCCCUGCAUUUGUUCCACAUACUCCCACAAUCAUCAACCAAGCCCAACAAAAUCCUGGUGUGCAACCUAAGGGCACCACAGGCCAAGCACUUAACGCAUCAAGUCCGCCAUUUAUCCCUAAAGAAACACAAGCUGCCGCUUCUGCAACUCAUCCACAGCCAAACUUGGAUCUAGUUGGCAUACUAGCAGACGCAAUAAGUGCUAAUCGUCUUCCAACUCCAGAACCUGCACUGUUCACUGGUGACCCUUUAAAGUUCAAGGACUGGCAGUUGUCAUUUGAGACUUUGAUUGAAAGAAAAAACAUUCCAAAGAACGAAAGACUCUAUUAUCUCAGGAAGUACCUUGGUGGACCCGCAAAGAGAGUGGUCGAAGGAUUUCUCCUGGUGGGCACAGAUGAAGCAUAUGACGCAGCUUGGGAAGUGCUGGAAAGGCGCUUUGGAGAUCUGUUCACUAUAGGGAAAUGCUUCAGAGACAAACUUCACAGUUGGCCUAAAAUAAGCUCCAAAGAUGGAAGUGAGUUGAGAGAGUUUGCUGACUUCCUUAGAAGUUGUGAAGCUGCGAUGCCACACAUAAAGACAUUAGAGGUUCUCAAUGACUGUAUGGAAAUUCAGAAACUCUUGCUGAAACUUCCAGACUGGUUGACAACAAGAUGGAAUCGCGCAGCGAUGAAAAUAAGAAAAACCCUUAAUGGAGAGUAUCCAUCAUUUCACAUGUUUACAGAUUUUGUAUCCACUGAAGCAGACCUAGCAUGUGACCCCAUAGCUUCAAUGCAAGUACUCAAGGGUUUGGAAAUCAGUAAGCCCAAACACUCACGCAGCCAAGUCAUUCGAGCUAAAACAUUAACGACAACUUCAAGUCACUUAACUAACUCAAGUCACAUAAAUCCUGUGACUUGUCUUUACUGCAAAAGAAAUGGUCACACACUGGACAAAUGUUUCAAAUUCACGGAAAAAUCAGUCCAGGAUCGUAUCAAGUUUGUACAAGCAGAAAGGCUGUGUUUUGGAUGUUUAAAGGGGGGACAUCAUUCCAAGAAGUGUGAUAAAAGGAAUACGUGUGAGAAAUGCCAGAAGAAGCAUCCCACAUGUCUGCAUGAUGACAAGUUUGUAGAGCGUAAAAGGAUAAUGCCUGCAACGAAUGAUAACUCUCAAGACAAGGACGAAGGAGAUGAACCAGCAACUGCAAUCUCUAACAGAGUAACUCAAGUAACUUCGAGCACACUGACAUCCUCCAUUCUACCUGUCUGGGUUUCCUCAAAAAAUCACCCAGAGAGAGAGAUUCUAGUAUAUGCCCUCCUCGAUUCUCAGAGCGAUACAUCCUUCAUCUUGGAUGAAGUAGCCCAGGAUCUCGACACAGAUAAGAGUAAGGCUCAUCUAAGACUAUCAACCAUGUCCGCCAAGUCAACAGUCAUACCAUGUGAGAAGCUGGUAAAUCUUCAAGUUAGAGGCUACAAGCAGGAAAGGAGAAUUACAUUGCCACCGGUUUAUACAAGAGAGUUCAUCCCUGUGAACAGAUCACACAUCCCGACGUCUGAAACUGCUUUGAGUUGGUCUCACCUCGAAAGGCUGGCAGAUAGGUUACCUCCAAUGCUUGAAUGCGAAGUUGGUCUGCUUCUCGGCUAUAACUGUCAGCAAGCCCUUCUGCCACGGGAAGUCAUUGCAGGUGAGGAGAAUCAGCCUUACGCACAGCUAACUGAUCUCGGCUGGAGCAUAGUUGGUUGUACGUCUCAAGUUCAAAAUCACAAUGAUGAUAUUGGCAUAAGCCACAGAAUCAUUGUUCGAGAAGUUACUCCUGCAGUACAACAAGCAGUGGAACUCAAGCAAGAAGUGCAUUUUGUAUGCAGAACUCAAGUGAAGGAAGUUGGUCCAGUUGAUGUAAUAAAGGCUUUGGGAUCUGAUUUCUCUGAGCAUGCAACAGAUGACAAUCCAGUCUCUCAGGAAGACAUUUUGUUCAUGUCAAAGGUGACCAAAGGCAUAAGGCAAAAGGAAAACGGUCACUAUGAACUCCCAUUGCCAUUCAAAGCCGACAACCCGAAUCUUCCAAACAACAAACAAUGCGCUGAGCAUAGACUGUCUUCAUUGGAACGUCGGCUCAGAAGAGAUAAGAAAUACUAUGAAGAUUACGUCAAGUUCAUGGACGACAUCAUAGCCCGUGGAGACGCAGAGAAGGUCCCAGAGCAAGAAGUGGAUAAUGAGGCAGCAUGGUAUAUACCGCACCAUGGGGUCUACCACCCCUACAAACCUGAAAAGAUACGUGUGGUUUUUGAUUGUUCGGCCCGUUUCCAGGGAACAUCUCUUAACGAACACCUUCUGACUGGACCAGAUCUUACCAACGCACUGAUCGGAGUGUUAUGUCGAUUCAGAAAGGGCCCCAUCGCCAUCAUGUGUGACGUGGAGAGGAUGUUCCACCAAUUCCAUGUCAUCAAGGAGCAUCAAGACUAUUUGAGAUUUCUUUGGUGGGACAAAGGCGAUUUAAACUCUGAGCCUUCAGUGUACAGGAUGAGAGUGAAUCUUUUCGGAGCAGCUUCAUCUCCCGGAUGCUGCAAUUUCGGACUCAAACAUAUUGCUUCUCAAGGUAGAGACAGAUUCAGCAAAGAGACUAUUGAGUUCAUCCAAAGAGGUUUUUACGUUGAUGACGGACUCGCUAGUGUGACAUCAACAGUCGAAGCCAUACAGUUGGUAAAAGAGUCAAGGGCACUUUGUAAAACAGGCAACCUACAUCUGCAUAAGUUUGUGUCAAACAAUAAAGAAGUGCUGGCAGCUAUUCCCCAAGAGGAACAAGCUAAAGCCAAAGACCAGGACAUGGCUCUUGGAGAACUCCACAUUGAACGUGCACUUAGGGUACAAUGGUGCAUAGAGGCAGAUGAAUUCCAAUUCAGAGUCCAAGUUAAAGACAACCCAUUGACAAGGAGAGGGGUGCUCUCGAUUGUCGCUUCAGUCUUUGACCCCCUUGGGUUUGUUGCCCCAUUCAUAUUAAUUGGAAAGCAAAUACUCCAAACGUUGUGCAAGGACAAAGUUAAUUGGGACGAGGAUCUCCCAGAUCACAUUCUACCACAAUGGGAAGCAUGGUUGAGAGACCUGCCCAAGUUGGCAGCUCUGAAGAUCCCACGAAGCUACUCACAAGUUGCUGACAUUGUGCAGUACGAAUUGCACAGUUUCUCAGAUGCGAGCCUCAGUGGUUAUGGCGCAUGUUCAUACCUCAGAGCAAAGGGUAGAGAAGGACAGGUCAGUUGUGCACUCAUCAUGGGCAAGGCAAGAGUUACGCCCAUUAAGCAAACAACCAUCCCAAGGCUCGAACUGUCAUCGGCCGUGACUUCAGUUCGCAUCGCAGAUGUGAUCAAACGAGAACUAGACAUCCAAACUCUACAGGAAUAUUAUUGGACAGAUUCACAAGUUGUAUUAGCAUACAUAAAUAAUGAUGCUAAAAGAUUUCACACAUUUGUGGCCAAUCGAAUUCAACGAAUAAGACAAAGCACAAGUCCUGGGAAAUGGCAGCAUGUCAGCUCAGAGGAAAAUCCAGCUGAUCAGGCCUCAAGAGGUUUAAAUGCUACUCAGCUGAAGGAUUCAAACUGGUUGAAAGGUCCCGAUUUUCUUUGGAAACAAGAUCUUCCAGUCAAAGAGGAAAUGGUGGGAGAGGUUGAAGAAAUGGAUCCUGAAGUCCGUAAAGGCUAUACGCACGCUGUACAUUCAAAGGAAGCAAACCCAGUGUUAGAGCGUUUAAAGAAGUUUUCCAGUUGGUCGAGAGCUAUCAAGGCCAUUGCCAGGCUCAGACGAUUCAUCAAAGAGUACAAAGGUGUUCAACAAAGAACGAACAAAGUGACAGAUCUUGAAGAAAGAAAAGACACGGAAUUAUUCAUCAUCAAGCUAGUGCAAAUAGAUGUCUUUACUGAGGAAAUACAGAAGAUCAGAUCUCAAGGAGAAAAUUCUCUGCACAAGCGCAGCAGACUGAAGCAGUUAAAUGCCUUUUUGGACAAGUCAGAUGUUCUCAGGGUGGGAGGAAGAUUAUCUCAAUCAGCUUUACACUAUGAUGUAAAACACCCUGCAAUUCUCCCCAAGGAGUCCCAUGUGUCAGCCCUACUCGUCAAACACUACCAUGAACGUGUACACCACCAGGGAAGAGGGAUGACAAUAAAUGAAUUGCGGGCAAAUGGCAUAUGGAUUUUAGGAUGUGGGAGUGUUGUUUCUUCACACAUUUACCAUUGUGUUAAGUGCAGAAGAUACAGAAAGGCUACAAAUGUCCAACAGAUGUCAGAUUUGCCAGAAGUAAGAACAGAAACGGCACCUCCUUUCACGUAUUGUGGUGUUGACUGUUUCGGUCCAUUCAUGGUAAAGGAAGGAAGAAAGGAAGUCAAAAGGUAUGGACUAUUGUUCACGUGUUUAUGUUCACGAGCUGUGCACAUUGAAACACUAGAUGACUUAUCGACAGACGCCUUCAUGAACGCUCUUCGAGUUCUGAUAGCCAUAAGAGGUCCUGUCCGGCAAUUAAGAUGCGACCAAGGGACAAACUUUAUGGGCGCCAAAAGAGAACUUUUGGAGCUAAUGAAGGAUAUGGAUCAAGAACCACAAAGAGCUAUGGGUUGUGAAUUUGUGGUGAACGUUCCGUCAGCUAGCCACAUGGGGGGCGUCUGGGAACGUCAAAUUCGAACAGUACGAAGUGUACUGACAGCAAUGCUGGACAAGUUCUCAAACAGACUCGAUACAACUAGUCUAAGGACACUGCUUUAUGAGACAAUGGCCAUCAUUAACAGCAGACCUUUAAGUGUUGAGUAUCUCAAUGAUCCCUUGGGACCAGAGCCAUUAACUCCCAAUCACAUAUUAACGAUGAAGUCUUCGGUUAUUCUUCCACCUCCAGGAGGGUUUUGCAGAGAGGAUUUGUACUUGAACAAAAGAUGGAAAAGAGUACAAUUUCUAGCAAAUGAGUUUUGGCAAAGGUGGAGGCGAGAGUAUCUGUUAAAUCUCCAGCGGCGACAGAAAUGGCAGAACGUCUCACGAAACCUGCGAGUAAAUGACAUCGUGAUACUGCAGGAUGAUAAUGCUCCGAGAUGUAAAUGGAAACUUGCUCUAAUAGUAGAGGCUAUAGAGAGCCCAGAUGGCAAGGUUCGAAAGGUGAAGCUCAAGACCAGUGAAACUACCUUUGACAGGGGGAAACCACUGACAAGGCUGAUAUAUCUGGAAAGACCUGUUCAUAAGGUAGUGACUUUACUGGAGACUAACACGCAAAGUGAACCAGACUCUAACGUUGACACUCAUUAGAAAAUCACAUUGCAAACAAUGAGUGAUUUUGGUGGGAGUGUAAGUGUCACAGAAGUGGCUUAUGUAUAAGAACUUCAUAGAUGGUUCCAGCAGUUAAAAUGUUCUUGCUUGUAUAUUUCUGUGGAAUAUUGUAGAGGUGCAUUUAUCUUGUAUAGGAGACAUGUUUAUCUUGUCACAAAGAACAAGUUUUAUUACACCGCUAUUAUCGCGAGGUUUGGGGCGUGAUAAUAUAGACUGUGAGCCCACGUUUAAUAAUCACGCUAAGGAGUUCAGCGAGCUAUCUGCAAAGGCCUGGUUAGCUUACCAGCUGUACAAGGUAUUUGUCCUUUGCCAUAACUGUAUUGUAAUAUUGUGAAAAUUUGUUGUUUUAUUUGCUGUUCUAAUUAUUUUAUGGUUUAAUUUAGAAUGCGCAAGACUGUAAAGGUAUUCUUCUAGAACCUCCGAAGUGGCAGGCGGCCACGAGGUAAUUUAUUGUUGUUAAAGCACAAAUGUUACUUUUGAUAGACUGAAGCGCUUAAAGCCUUUGUGUUUUGUGUUUGUAGUUUUCACGGCGUUCAAUAAAUGCAGCGAAGCGCCCGUCUUGAAGAAGCCGUGCCUGUGUUGUCAUUUCGGAG